AGUGCGUGCCUCAUGACUGCAACUGGAAACGGCUCAUUCGAUAUAAUUGAGUGCAUAAGAUUCAAUUAUAAUUUACCUAAAAAUGAUGUGUGUACAGUGAUUCAAGAUAUUAGUGAUUUUAAAAAAUAUCAGUGUUAAAGUGUAUGCUCUACAUUUUUCUGAAGGAAUAUACAACACUACAAUAACAAUAUAAGCAACACGAUUCUUGCUUAAUUUGUAAGGAAGAGAAGUGUUGGCAGUGAAGGAAUGAGAGACAACCGAAAACAACAUGAAAUGGUUAUCGCUAGGUUGGAUAUGCGUCUGCAUAUCUUGGACAUAUGGUUUAGAAACAUCCCAAUUAUUUGAUUUUUGGACAGAUUUAUUCCGACCAUUACCUCACAAUCCAAGAGAGGGAUUCAUUCCUGACUAUACGCCCUAUGAUCAGGAGGAAUUUGAUUUUAUUGUUAUCGGAGCAGGGUCGGCCGGUUGCGUUUUAGCAAACCGAUUAACUGAAAUAAACGAAUGGAAUGUGCUUCUACUGGAAGCUGGGGGCAAUGAAAAUUUCUUCUCCGAUGUUCCAAUUUUUGCCUCGUUUCUGUCUAUAACUUCUAUGAAUUGGGGUUACUCAUCGGAACCCCUACAGAAUGCAUGCAGAGAUCUUAGAAGUAACGUUUGUUUCCUACCCAGAGGUAAAGUAUUAGGAGGAAGUAGUGUUUUAAACUUUUUAAUUUACCAAAGAGGCCAUCCUGAAGACUACAAUGAUUGGGAGCGAUUAGGUAACAAAGGAUGGAGUUACUUAGACGUGCUUCCAUAUUUUAAGAAAUCAGAAAAUAUUAGAAUAGGUGAACUAAUGAAUUCCUCUUACCACGGCAAAGGAGGAUACUUAGAUAUUGACUACGCUCCAUAUAGAUCUCCGCUAGAGCAGCCUUUUAAGAAGGCCGGUGAAGAGCUAGGUUUCGAGUGGCGGGAUCCAAAUGGAGAACAGGUAAUCGGUUUUUCUAAACCACAAGCAACUAUGAGAAAAGGCAGAAGAUGCAGUACUUCCAAAGCAUUUCUAGAACCCAUUCGUUUCAGGAAAAAUUUAAAAGUUUCUAAAUAUUCUACAGUGGAAAGAAUAUUAAUUGAUCCAGUAACUAAAACAGCAUACGGAGUGGAAUUUACUAAAAGAAACAAAAGGCGGCAGGUACGAGCUCGCCGGGAGGUAAUUUUGGCAGCGGGCACCAUAGGCUCCGCCCACUUAUUGAUGUUGUCUGGUGUGGGCCCUGAAGAGCAUCUGAAGGAGUUUAAAAUUAAUUCCAUAGCAAAUCUUCCUGUGGGAUACAAUUUACAAGAUCACGUUACGUUCUCCGGUAAUGCUUUUAUGGUCAAUGAAACUAGACUAUGCGUGAACGACAUGACAGCGGCAUCGCCAUUGUCUGCCGCUGCGUAUAUGGCAGGUCGUGGGCCACUAACCUUACCAGGAGGAGCAGCAGGUCUUGCAUUCGCACGCACCAAAUACGCCUACGAUGAUCCUGCGGAAACCCGGCCUGAUAUAGAGUUAGUAAUGGGCGCAGGGUCACUGGCUGGUGACUUAUUAGGAAUAUUAAGAUCUCUAUUAGGAAUAACCGACAAGUGGUAUUCACAAGUUUAUGGGAAGAUACCAUUCUUCAUGAGGCAGAGGUCGUUUUCUAUAAAUCCAGUACUAAUUAGGCCACAAAGCGUCGGUAGACUGAUGCUAAGAAGUGCAAACCAUUCAGUGCAUCCGAGAAUCUAUCCGAAUUAUCUAGAACAUCCCAGUGAUAUGCGACGCAUGAUAGAAGGUGUUCGAUUGACACAAAAAGUGAUCGGCACCAAGGCAUUCCAGCGUUACCAGACACGAUUGCAUGAUGUUCCUUUUCCAGGCUGCGAAGACUUGAGAUUUGAUUCUAAUAAAUACUGGGAAUGUGCUAUUGCUCAAACAUCAAUUACAUUAGACCACCAGGUUGGUACGUGCAAAAUGGGUCCAGCUGGUGACCCAUCAGCUGUGGUGUCACCAAGGCUACUUGUUAACGGCGUAAAAGGUCUGAGAAUAGCCGAUGGCUCCAUAAUGCCUCGUAUUCCGGGUGCACACACUCAUGCUGCCAUAGUGAUGAUCGCUGAGAAAGCUUCUGACCUCAUUAAAGAAGAUUGGGGAAAGUUAUAGGAUACCGAAAUGUUGAUUUAUAUUCGUAUCCCUGUAAAGAUUAAUGGCAAAUAAUAAUGAUGGCCUUCUUUCUGUAAUAAUUAGUAAUGUCGCUAACCAAAAAGUAUCUUACCAAAGAAUUAUAAGUAUUAG
Messenger RNA from Achroia grisella, 2272 nucleotides. Its product is annotated as glucose dehydrogenase [FAD, quinone]-like. Gene Ontology annotation, molecular function: oxidoreductase activity, acting on CH-OH group of donors; flavin adenine dinucleotide binding. NCBI's taxonomy places the organism in Eukaryota, Metazoa, Arthropoda, Insecta, Lepidoptera, Pyralidae. The transcript has 8 exons. The record is from RefSeq and is a predicted model, not a curated record. The coding region runs from base 269 to 2140 and encodes 623 amino acids.